AUGAAGCCAUUAUUCUUAUUUGGAGCUACUUUUGCGAAGAUUCCUGCGGCAAGCCAAUUGUGCAGUCAAGAUAAUGGUCCUAGUCUCACGGUGAGAACCCUAACCGGAACGUAUACUGGCCUGCAGAAUUCAGAAUAUACGGGUGUCAGAGAAUUUCGAAACAUCCCGUAUGCCGAACCUCCCGUUGGCAAGCUCCGAUGGAAACCUCCCGUGCCUCUCCGUCCUUCACAGAGCCAUCAUCACUCUUACAGAUUUCCAUCUUCAUGUCCUCAAUAUUUGACCUCUCACUUAUCAUUAUGGAAUGCCAAUAUCACCGACUUCUCUAUACCGACGGGUGAUCAAAGUCACUAUGCGGGGGAAAUGGCGCAGACUACAGCAGAGGAUUGCUUGAGCUUGGCGAUUUGGACUCCUAUUAAUGCUACGUCGAAGGAUAAGCUUCCUGUGGGGUUAUUUUUGCCAGGCGGUAGUUUUAGGGGUGGUGGCUUAAAUGCCCCCUAUCAUAUACCGGCUGGAUGGGUCAACCGUAGUCAGAAGCACAUCAUGGUUACCAUGAAUUACAGGGUUAACAUAUUUGGAUUUCCAAAUUCCGCCGCGCUUGAAGAUAACGAUCUCGGUAUUUUAGAUCAGAGACUAGCGUUAGAAUGGGUGUAUGCGAACAUUGAAUCUUUCGGUGGCGAUUCAAGCCGUAUCACCGUAUGGGGUCACUCAGCUGGCGGAGUAUCGGCGGACGUUUUAAACUUCGCAUAUCACGAUGAUCCGCUCGCUGCCGGAUUUUUCUUGAUGUCUGGAGCAGCGAUGCGCACCUUUGCGCAGGGCGAUAACGCACUACAAACAAACUUCACAUAUGUUUCGAAGGAGCUUGGGUGCGAUUUUCCAGAUGAUCCAAAAGCUGAGGUCGAGUGUAUGCGACAGGUCCCUGUAAAUUUAAUUACGAAUUUAAUUGGACAUUAUGGGGAUGAAAAGAAGAAGCCAUCUUUGUUCUUUCGACCUACUGCCGACAACAAAAUUAUAUUUGAGAACUAUACAGAAAGGGCAGAGAAAGGCCUCAUCUCGAAAGUUCCAGCACUCAUUAGUGACACAUCGAAUGAGCAAUCAAGUCUCAUUGCCUACCCUAUUGAUAACUUAACUCAGGGCCCUAACAAGACGGAGGUCGACAAAGGAACCUUGAACGAUUUUAUUUGUCCAGCAUUUAACUCUUCAAACGUCAGAGGGUUUAAUAAUCUCACAACAUAUCGUUAUCAAUAUGUUGGAAAUUACUCAAACUUGACUCCUUUUCCUUGGAUGGGAGCUUACCACGGAGCAGAUUUACCCAUGAUAUUUGGAAGUUAUAACCUUACAGGAGGAGCCACAGACUUUCAGAGACAGGUAGCAGAGACGAUGCAGGACUACGUAUUAGCUUUCUUGGCGGAUCCGAAAGAUGGAUUGAAGUCUCUCAGUUGGUUACCAGGCAGUUAUAGAUCCGGGGUUGAUGGUACAAUGGUGAGGUUUGGAGCAGGUGACAUUAUAAUCCAAAGCAUUAACGCUUCAGACGUGGAUAGUGCAUGUAUGGGGAGAGGGUAUUAUAACUCACAUCCAUAG
Messenger RNA from Daldinia childiae, 1578 nucleotides. RefSeq names its product cAMP-regulated D2 protein. The coding region runs from base 1 to 1578 and encodes 525 amino acids. The record is from RefSeq and is a predicted model, not a curated record. The transcript has a single exon. NCBI's taxonomy places the organism in Eukaryota, Fungi, Ascomycota, Sordariomycetes, Xylariales, Hypoxylaceae.